Messenger RNA from Zygosaccharomyces rouxii, 786 nucleotides. It is a transcript of the gene PRE4, whose product is annotated as proteasome core particle subunit beta 7. Gene Ontology annotation, cellular component: proteasome core complex. The transcript has a single exon. The record is from RefSeq and is a predicted model, not a curated record. Bases 1 to 786 code for a protein of 261 amino acids. NCBI's taxonomy places the organism in Eukaryota, Fungi, Ascomycota, Saccharomycetes, Saccharomycetales, Saccharomycetaceae.
AUGAAUCACGAUCCAUUUAGCUGGGGAAGACCUUCAGAUGCCACUUAUGGCGCCUAUGACCAACAAUUGGCACACCCCAAGAUGAAUACGCAACAACCCAUAGUCACUGGUACCUCCGUGCUUAGUGUAAAAUAUAACAAUGGUGUCGUAAUUGCGGCCGAUAAUCUGGGUUCUUACGGAUCUCUGUUACGUUUUAACAACGUUGAAAGACUGAUCCCCGUGGGGGAUAAUACAGUUGUGGGUAUUUCUGGUGAUAUUUCUGAUAUGCAACACAUUGAAACUUUGAUCGAAGAACUAGUUACUGAAAACAACUACGACAAUUCAUUUGCAGACUCAGUAGAGGGAUUGAAGCCAAGUUAUGUGUUCGAAUACCUAGCGGCAGUCAUGUACCAUCGUAGAUCCAAAUUUAACCCACUGUGGAAUGCAAUUAUCGUUGCAGGUGUAGAAGACGGCAAGCCAUUUUCCCGUUACGUUAACUUACUUGGUGUCACCUACUCUUCUCCAUCGUUAGCCACAGGAUUCGGCUCCUACAUGGCAGUUCCACUGCUGCGGAAACUAGUGGAUCGUGACAGUGACGUCGCUAAACUGGAUCUACAAACUGCUGAAAAUGCCAUCGUCGAAUGCCUCAAAGUUUUAUUCUACAGAGAUGCAAGAUCAUCCAAACAGUAUUCGCUAGCAAUAAUCGAUAAUGACUUGGGUCUACAGUUCAAAACCAACCAAAGGAUAGAAAAUCUUUCUUGGUCUUUCGCCAAGGACAUCAAGGGCUAUGGUACACAGAAAGUGUAA